This is a messenger RNA of Sycon ciliatum, 3120 nucleotides long. RefSeq lists its product as uncharacterized. The transcript has a single exon. Gene Ontology annotation, cellular component: membrane. The record is from RefSeq and is a predicted model, not a curated record. Lineage: Eukaryota; Metazoa; Porifera; Calcarea; Leucosolenida; Sycettidae. Gene Ontology annotation, biological process: regulation of cell differentiation. The coding region runs from base 756 to 2213 and encodes 485 amino acids.
UCGCGCUACACAGCCCGCAGUAAAGUAACAUUAGUUCUUACUCGCUCCGUCUCCGCACAACGGUGGCGACCAUGUUGCUGCAGAGUGUUACAGCUGUUGACAGUGUUGAUGAGUGCUAGCUAUCCCGUCCUUGACUUUGUGUAACAUUCAACGCGACUACGAGCCACGAAGAGCUAAAUCGAGCGCGUAGAUCACAUGUGCAGUGGCCCAAAAGUGGGCAUAGCACUAUUACUAUUACUAUUAGCAGCAUGGGCCUUCGGCCUUCGGUAGACCAUGCAUGGUAGACUAAGACGUAGACGGAGAACUCGCGAAGUGCUAACCAGUGCUAGCGAGUAGCGGUUACUUUUCAGUGGUGCUGAGUUUGUCACCUACUGUGACCUAGUGACAGUAGAGUAACGGAGUCAGUCAGUGGGUGCAUACCAGCCGUCACAUCAGGCGGUUUCGUAGCUGAGUGGUGGUCACACUCUACUCGCAGUCCUUUCGCCCAGGUUGGCAUAUGUUUACGGGUGUGUUUCCUUGAAAUCACGACACACAGCCAGGAGGCAGCAGGUCGGUUGCAGUGUUGAGCAGUCUGGACAGAAGUUGUGAGCGACAAGAAACGCUCUCAGGAUCCAAUAGUCGGAAGACACAACAACAAGUACUCUUGGUUUCUCCAGCCCCUGAAAACUUUGCAGUGAAAAGUCAAACCUGCCAUCAGGGUGUGAUCGUAAGGCAAAAUUGUGAGUUUGUGCGAAGGAAAUAGUUUGUCGGAGAGGAUGCCUGACGGCGGAAUUGCUCGGCUCAAACAAGGGUGGCUGAUCAAGCAAGGUGGUCGAGUCAAGAACUGGAAGCGGCGAUUCUUCGUUCUGGAUGGCAACAGGAGGCUAACGUACUAUGUCAGUGAGGCUGAUGCACGAGCUGGUGUCAACCAACUUGGAAUUAUCGACCUGGAUAAGGCGCUGUUUGUCAAGCCACGGGGAACACAAGCUCGAGGCUCAGCGAAUAUUGCAUGGCCUGCAAGUGUGUCCAGUGACUUCUGCUUCAUGAUCAUCACGAACGACCGUAACUACGGUAUUUACUCGGAUAUCAGUGUAGAUGAUUGUCGAAACUGGGUCAGUGCUUUGCAGGCUGUUCGAGGCAAUGUUGAUAGCAACGAAAUCAUGGUAGAGAUCAGUGCGAACAACGGAGCAGGUGGAGAAGAUGAACAGACGGAUCACUAUGGAGCAGCUGCUGCGUAUCCAGGCAGACCACGUGCGAAUACAGUUGCUGCUGUCAACGCGUACAAGGCCAUGCCUGAGCGGUAUAAUAUGCCACCAGACCUGCUGCCAAAGGUGGUUGUCAUGUAUGCACGCUGGCAUCGUGUCCUGGAGCGAAGCUUGGAGAGUCUGGCAGAGCACUUCAACGUGAAAUCCUUCAAACUAGAAUGCGAUAUGACAGAGCUGUACGCACGAGCUCCAAAAGCGAUGCGAAACCGAUUGGGUGAGCUCGUCUUUGGUGACUACAUCGAUGAACUGCGAUACAAUCUGAUGGACUUAGUCGGCAACGAACCUGUAGGAAAGAUAGCGUUUGUGGAAGCAACACAAAAGAGAGUAAUCAAGUUUCAGUAUGGUGACCUGGAGCCUGACGAGGUGGUGAGGGCGCAACCAGUGAACGGCAUCAUUCGGCUCACCGUACCGGCGAAGCAACUCGGCAAGGGGGUCCACCUGACGGGCAAGCAUUUCUUCGACAGGAUUGUGGUUGGCGUGGACGACUUUGUGUGCGGUGGCCAGCUGAAAGGACUGCCGCUGCCCCAUGCCAUGGACGUGUGCAGAGCACGCAAGAACUGCACGGCCGCACUGCAGCGAGUCACCAAGCUUCUCUCGCUGGAAGUACCACUGCUCUUCAAGUGCAAUUACCAGUCAGUACACAACCUAGCUGAAGGAUAUCUCGCAGUACGCUCGCACCUUGGCACCGUCAUCAUCAAAAACCUCCUGACGGAACUUGGCAAUGCUGUUCACACGCAAGUACCCCCGUUGAAGCGACUAUCUUUCGGCGGAAUUAUUACCGCUCAUCGUGUUGUGUUUGAGAUGGCAGAUGAUGACGAUGCCAAGGAGACAGCCACGAUCAACCACAACGGAGACCUUGUUCUGGCAGCUGGUCUCAAGAAGCUGCAAGAGCUUGCUGUGUACGGUCGGCCAGGGCAUUUCAACCUCGCAUCCCUGGUGAAGUUGUGUGGCGAGGAGAGCUCGAUGUAAGUGCUCCAAUGUCCACUUCGUCUGCUGUUGGCUGUGGGCGAUGCAUAAUCCUUGGACGUAGUCAGUUACUAGCAUCACAACUGCUGCCGCUGCUGCAUUCGUACUCAGUGUGUUGGUUGAGUCCAGGUGAGUCGGCUGUACUGUGGUGGCACAGACUGCAUGCCGCUUCGGACUAUACAAGGGUGUUGUACUGCAGUGCAGCAGUUUGCUCAUGCCUCAUACUUGAUCUCAGAACUUGGCAUUGAUGUAAAGGCUGCUGUUGAUACAGACCCGGGGCAACACUGGCUCUGGCUUGUUUAUACGCCAUGAUGAUCCGUCUGCACAUCCCAUCCAUAAUUAGACACAAUUCUGCUGGAGAAAAAAUUACAAUGCCGUCAUUUGAAGAAGUGUCUGAAAUCCACAUAGCACAACAAAACUGUUUCUACUUUCAAGUAUAAAUUGAAAACACUAAUGCUUAUAGAGCUUGGGGUCCACUAGUGAUUGCCAUUAUUAUCUUGAAUUUUGAAUUCUGGACUAUCAAUUUCCCCAGAAACUAAGUACUCAUGCUGGCCGAUAUUUGGCAUUUCAAAGUGCAAAAAGUCAACUGUCUAAUUAAACUGUUUAUGUCAUAACUGUCUGCAUCCUACAGUAGGAGCAUGGACUUUUCAAUUGAAUCAUGCGUGUGCCGUGAUACACAUACUGUACUUCAGUACUAUAGUCUAUACUGUCAAUUGUCUGGAUGAACUGCGCAAUGUCUAGUACAAUUCCUUCUUCUUUUUUUCAGAGUGUAAUCAGCUGUUUAGUCUUUCAAUUUUCCAUAACUAUGCGUUUGCUGCUGAACCUGAAGUUUGAGAAGCUCCUCAUCAGUGAUGUCUGUAAUCUGCUGACAAUGUCCUGGUCUUAACCUCUACCUAGUACUACGUCACUA